Messenger RNA from Populus euphratica (Euphrates poplar), 5396 nucleotides. Its product is annotated as receptor-like protein kinase HSL1. NCBI's taxonomy places the organism in Eukaryota, Viridiplantae, Streptophyta, Magnoliopsida, Malpighiales, Salicaceae. Gene Ontology annotation, biological process: protein phosphorylation. The record is from RefSeq and is a predicted model, not a curated record. The transcript has 2 exons. Gene Ontology annotation, molecular function: receptor serine/threonine kinase binding; ATP binding; protein kinase activity. Bases 727 to 3789 code for a protein of 1020 amino acids.
UGGCCAGAAAAUAUUUUUCAAAAUGUGGCAAUCACCGCAAUUAAAGAGCUCUCAACUGGCAGGAAAGCCUCCUCCCCCACAAGAAGUCUAGUGUUAAGAAAAAAUACCAAGGAUUAUACUUGAUUACAACUAUCCAUUGUGAUCGAGCUAAAGAAAUCAUGAAGCUCGUUACCUUUACAAUACCAUCCAUAAGCAACCCUACUACAGAAUUAUCUGAACAUGUUGAAGCUCGGUGCUUCAGUCAACAAAGAACAUGAUCAGGGUUAGAGAUGAGCUUCUAGCCAAAAUAAUGUCUCUCCCUUACCACCAAAGUUUGUUGACUUCUAGAUAGAAUUUCACAAUUUUUCCAGCCCACAAUUUGGUUUGUUGUUGGCUAUGUCAUGUUAGCAAGAGAUUCUCCAUACCAUUUGCUCAUACCAUGUGGACUCAAAACCACCCUAAAAUCACUUCCCAAGCUAGGUUUUCCAGAACAAAAUCAUUUGGAAGAUUGAUCCACCAAAAACUUUACUCCUCGCAGCACUCUCAGCAAUGAUGCUUAUGUAAUUACUUAUAGUCACUCUCAGUGUCAGUACGCCCACCACAAAGACCACGACUAUAUAUAACCAACCUUUCUUCUCAUCUUCCUUUGCCAAAUGCCAACCAAAUUUCAAACCCUGCCGUUAAGCCUCCCCCUUCCCUUCCAGCCAAAAUAAACUCAGCCGGAAAAACCACCUGAAACCAUUCCAGAUGUCCGAACUACCCUUCCUACUCCUCUCCAUUCUAGUCCUUCUUUCCCUACCCUUCAAAGUAAUUUCCCAAGAUGUCAACGCAGAAAAAACUAUCCUCCUAAACCUGAAACAACAACUUGGCAAUCCAUCGUCCAUUCAGUCCUGGAACUCAUCAUCCUCACCGUGUGAGUGGCCAGACGUGUACUGUGUCGAAGGCACGGUGACUGGACUUUAUCUUGGUAAUAAGAACAUUACACGGACAAUCCCAGCAUCUGUUUGCGACCUGAAAAACCUGACAUAUCUCAGCCUGUAUUGGAACAACAUUCCAGGAGGAUUUCCAAAACUUCUGUACAACUGUACAAAGCUUGAGGAAUUGGACCUGUCUCAGAAUUAUUUUGUUGGUCCGAUACCUGAUGAUAUUGAUAGAUUAUCAAGUCUCAGGUAUCUAUACCUUCAGGGUAACAACUUCACAGGCAAUAUUCCACCACAGAUAGGCAGCUUGACAGAGUUGCGAACGCUGUUUCUGCACCAGAAUCAGUUCAACGGUACGUUUCCUACGGAGAUUGGUAAGUUGUCCAAUCUUGAAGAACUGGCGUUGGCGUAUAUUGAUUUUGUGCCCUCUUCAAUUCCAGUGCAGUUUGGCCAGUUAAAGAAGUUGAGGUUCUUGUGGAUGAAACUCGCUAAUUUGAUUGGUGAAAUCCCUGAGAGUUUGAGCAAUCUUGCAAGUCUUGAGCACUUGGAUUUAGCUGGAAACGAUUUGGAAGGUAAAAUUCCUGGGGGGUUGUUUUUGUUGAAGAAUUUGACUAAUUUGUAUCUCUUUAAAAAUAAGUUGUCUGGUGAGAUACCUCAGAGAGUUGAAACGUUAAAUUUGGUGGAGAUUGAUCUUGCAAUGAACCAUUUGAAUGGUUCGAUUACAGAAGAUUUUGGCAAGUUGAAAAAAUUGCAACUUCUGAGUCUCUUUGAAAAUCACUUGUCUGGUGAGGUGCCAGCAAGUAUAGGCCUUCUUCCUGAGUUGAGAGCAUUUAAGGUUUUCACCAACAACUUGAGUGGAGUCUUGCCACCAAAAAUGGGCCUUUAUUCAACACUUGAAGAAUUUGAUGUUUCAACUAAUCAAUUUAGUGGCCGACUGCCUGAAAAUUUGUGUGCUGGAGGUGUCUUGCAGGGUGUAGUUGCCUUUGAAAAUAAUCUCUCUGGGCAGGUACCUCAAUCUCUUGGAAAUUGCAGCAGUUUGCGCACGGUUCAGCUUUACAGUAACAACUUUUCAGGCGAGAUACCAGCAGGUAUUUGGACAGCCUUCAAUAUGACUUACUUGAUGUUAAGUGAGAAUUCCUUUUCGGGGGGGCUUCCAAGCAAGCUGGCAUGGAAUCUGUCAAGGUUGGAACUCAAUAACAACAGAUUUUCCGGUCCAAUUCCUCCUGGAGUCUCUAGCUGGGUGAACUUGGUUGUUUUUGAGGCGAGCAACAAUCUGUUUUCUGGUGAAAUUCCAGUGGAAAUAACGAGUCUGCCCCACCUUUCAAAUCUUCUGCUUGACGGGAAUCAAUUUUCAGGUCAACUCCCCUCCACGAUACCAUCUUGGAAAUCUUUGACUAGUUUGAAUCUCUCAAGAAAUGGACUUUCUGGCCAGAUCCCAAGGGAGAUUGGGUCUUUACGUGACCUGCGUUAUUUAGAUUUGUCUCAAAACCAUUUCUCUGGUGAAAUCCCUCCUGAAUUCGGUCAGCUGAAACUUAUUGUCCUCAACUUGUCCUCCAAUAAUCUAUCUGGGAAAAUCCCAGAUCAGUUUGAUAACCUUGCCUAUGAUAACAGCUUCCUGGAAAAUUAUAAACUCUGUGCUGUUAAUCCAAUUCUAAAUCUUCCAAAUUGCCAUACCAAACUUCGUGACUCAGAAAAAUUCUCUUCCAAAAUUCUUUCCUUGAUUCUGGUUCUUACUGUGACCAUUUUUCUAGUCACUAUUAUAGUCACCUUGUUUAUGGUUAGGGACUGCCCAAGAAGAGAGCAAAAACGUGAUCUGGCAUCGUGGAAACUGACAUCAUUCCAGAGAUUGGACUUCACAGAAGCAAACAUUUUGGCAAGUUUGACAGAAAAUAAUCUGAUUGGAAGUGGAGGAUCAGGGAAGGUAUACCGGAUUGCCAUAAACCGUGCAGGUGACUUUGUUGCUGUCAAGAGGAUUUGGAGUAAUGAAGAAAUGGAUCAUAAGCUUGAAAAGGAAUUUUUGGCAGAGGUUCAGAUACUAGGAACCAUUAGGCAUGCAAACAUAGUUAAAUUAAUGUGCUGUAUUUCAAGUGAGAAAUCAAAGCUUCUUGUUUACGAGUACAUGGAGAACCAUAGCCUUGAUAGAUGGCUUCAUGGAAAGAAGAGAAGUUCAUCAAUGGGAGCAAGUUCAGUCCGUCAUUCUGUCUUGGAUUGGCCCACGAGGUUCCAGAUUGCCAUUGGAGCUGCACGAGGCCUAUGCUACAUGCACCAUGACUGCUCCACUCCUAUCGUUCAUCGAGACGUGAAGUCCAGUAAUAUCUUGUUGGAUUCUGAAUUCAAGGCAAGAAUAGCAGAUUUUGGACUGGCCAAAAUAUUGGCUAAGCAAGGAGAGGCUCAUACCAUGUCUGCUGUAGCAGGUUCCUUCGGUUAUAUUGCUCCUGAGUAUGCCUAUACAGCAAAAGUGAACGAAAAAAUCGAUGUGUAUAGCUUCGGAGUUGUACUCCUGGAAUUGGCGACCGGAAGAGAACCUAAUAGUGGAGAUGAUGAGGAUACAAGCCUUGCAGAAUGGGCAUGGCAGCAGUUUGGACAGGGGAAGCCUGUUUUUAAUUGCCUUGACCAGGAGAUUAAGGAACCGUGUUUCUUGCAAGAGAUGACCGCUGUAUUCAACCUAGGACUCGUUUGCACUCACUCUUCACCAUCCAACAGACCUUCUAUGAAAGAUGUUUUGGAGAUCCUGCGCCGAUGUUCUCCGGAUAAUAACGGUGAGAAAAGGACAGUAUCCGAGUUUGAUAUUGUUCCACUUCUGGGAAAUGUUACUUGUCUUUCAAGUAACAGACGCAGUAACAGACUGUCAGAUGAUGAUGAUGAUGGCAGCCUAGUUUACAGCGUAUGAUGUAUGAUGGCUCAGCCCCAUUUUUUUUUUUUUUUUUUUUGAAAUACAUUGUACAAAGGAAUAAAAUGAUUCCAGGUCUCUUCUCACAAUCGAGAGCAUCCCCUUAUUUCUGAUGUUCCGUGACGAAACGGCAACUCAACACCUUUAAAUUCAGACCCUUGGUUCAUUCCAAAGACAGAAGAACCAGAUCUUAUUCACUGGAGUGAGCCUUAAAUGGUUGCUUGGGCAUGUGGAUAUUAUCUUGUUGAGUGCUAGUUGAAGUGAAACCCUUCCACAACACUCCUGUCCUAUUUCCGACAGCAAGCUCAAACCCUAAUACUUCUAAGAGACAGUAUUGUGUGGCCACACGUGGUGCAUGUUACAGCAGAAAAAUCUACCAAAUUCGCAAGGAACACAAGCCAAAAUUUUGUCCACUUCCAAAGGUUGAUGGAUAGAGAACUUGCAUCUCAAGAAUUCAAGUAUACAGAGACAAAACCCUUUACAAAUCACACAGAGUUGAUCCUGUUUGCAGUAUAAUUGAUUCCAAAUAAACAUGAAAAACAAGAAACCCGCCUUCCCACGCCCACAAGGAAACAACAAAUACAACUCUAUAACAGCGCAAAAGGUCUUCAGAGCACUGGAAUGCUGACAGCUUCUUGCUCCAGCAAGUUCACUGCUUCUUCCAACCACAGCAAUAUAACACACCCAAGACUUGGUCAAACCACUGAGAUAUUCACAAUUUAAUUCGUGGCUGACCUGUCCCAGUCCACAUGAUAGUGCCAAACACCAAGAACCCGUGACGAAUGGCAGCAAUUAACGUUUCACUUACCAAAUCGCUGGUCCUCUCCUUUCUGAACAGUAAUCUCAUUUAAUUGUUCCACCUUCCGAAUUUUUAUGCAGUUGACUUCAAACUCAACCUGCCAAAAAAGAGCCAUGCAACAACCAAACAGGACAGCAUAAAGAUACCAUGAUUAACAUAAUGAAAUUCAGGGUUUUAAACUGCAUGCCUUAUCAUUGGCUUCUGCAAGGAUUCUGACCUAGCACCGUCUUGAGAAUUUACAACUUUCCCAAUUGCAGUCUUCGGCUACAUAAUACAACAUAAAGGCAAAAAGUUCAGUUAGCUUCCUGACAAAAUAUUGGAGGUACAAAAUAAAGGGAGGGUUCGUGUAUCUGAGCCUUGGAAACAAAACAUGGUCAAGGUUCUUAAGCACAGUUACUGGAAACAAAGCACUUAUAGUGGUGCAGGACCUGCCACCACAUAUGCACCAGUUAGGAGAUAGAUAUUCUGUGCAAAACAAUUAGCAUGAUGAGACUAUCGAACAAGUAUAAAUUAUAGAACCUUACAGUAGCUGCACAGAAAAAGAAACCUAGCAUAUACAAUCACUCAGAUGUUUCAAAUUCAUCUGCUAAUUUAGAUCUGCCCAAUAUAGAUCUAGUUGUUGCAUGGAAACCAUUCAGCAUUAGGUCCUGAUUUUCUACUUGCAAGAACUACAAGGCUGGAGGUCUCUAACAGAUUUCUGGAGUUCAAAAGCAAGAUUCUCCUCAAAAGAAAUUUCAGACAAGCAGUGUCAUUGUUACAAUGACCCAGUUCCAUGGGGAGAGAAUGGGGAAAGAAAGAAAGAAAGAAA